Molecule: messenger RNA, 1371 nt
Organism: Alternaria viburni
Lineage: Eukaryota; Fungi; Ascomycota; Dothideomycetes; Pleosporales; Pleosporaceae
Exons: 2
Coding region: 1-1371 (456 amino acids)
Molecular function (GO): metallopeptidase activity
Source: RefSeq, a predicted model, not a curated record
AUGCAUUCCUCCAAGGUACUACGAGUCCUCAUCGUUGGCCUCCUGACGUCUCUCUUCCAAGUCUGCAGUGCACAGAAUGUGGGUAUUGAGACUACUCCCAUUUUCAAGAACUCGCAAUGCAGUGCGGAACAAGAGCGUAUCAUCCGUCAAGCGUGGUUGGAUGGCGUAAUGCUCGCUAAUGCGGCCUUUGACGAUAGCGACGAACUCCUUCCGAAUACCGGCGGCGGACACAGGAUCAUAAACUUCGAUACUCAAGCGGCAAUUGAAUAUUGGGGUCCACCGAGCGAAAACCUUGGGUACCGGCAGCGGAUCUACGAUACUUUUCACCGCGCCACUCAAGCGUCAUGGGGGCGGGGUUGGGCCGACUGGUGGUUUGAACGCUAUAUCGAAAUGCACUGCGACGAUCCGGAGCCGAAACAGUGCGACGAUUCAACUUCUGCUUACUACAUGCCCACGAAAAAAGGUUCGUGGUCAUACGACGGUAUCAACUUUUGUCCUGCCUUUUUCUCCACUCUCAAGGACCACGCGGAAUUGGAGAAGCGUAUCCUCGCUGACCCGACUGGCCAAUUAAGGCUAAACACCAGGAAUAUGCGAAGCAGAGGUUACGACACCAAGCAAAUGAUAGGCGGCAAGGCAAUCUUCACGUACAAGUCUGGCCGCGCAAAACUACUGGCGGCGAGGGACGUUCAGGCUGCGGCCGAAACCAACGACAACUAUGUCUAUUUUGCCAUCGCGCGGUACAUGCAAAAGAAGUUUGGGGUCUACCCCGCGUAUCCACGCAUAUGGAGUCCUGCGAAAACGAAGGGAGAGAACCAGGCGAUUGAGAACGGCGAACCGGGCGCCCCAAGCCGUUACAAUAUGGCGUUUGAGUUGGAAGAUGUCGACCUCGAUGGCGGCGCCGGCGAAGCGAUUUCAGAUAAGCAGUACAAGACGUCGAUCUACCCGGAGUGGUACCAACAAGACUCGCCCGUUGAGCCUGACUUUGGUAGGCUCGCCUUCUCCCAUCCCAAUAUAGACGACGUUGUUUGCCAGACCACGAGCGAGUCUGCGCAGUACGAUGAUUGUGUAGCCGCUUUUGCGACGCUGGAGGGUCUCGAUCGGAACAAGGUGCAGCUGGUUCACAAAAGGCCCGGCGAAAGGUGGUGGGCGAAUGUGGUUACGACGUGUGCGGUCCAAGUCCACUACAAGGGCGACUGGUCAAAGUGCGAGGCUUCGCUGUCGGAUGUAUGGGCUCACGCCAAGGAUGUCUUUGAGGGCUGCCAUGGCGAGUAUGGGACGGUGGGUGGCUAUGUUCCGUUCGGUGUGCCAAAUUGCCCUGCGACAAUUGAUCUCGUAUCUAGUCGUCAGUGGCGCAAUCCGGAUCCGUUCUAG